Styela clava is the source of this 6328-nucleotide messenger RNA. RefSeq lists its product as uncharacterized. Lineage: Eukaryota; Metazoa; Chordata; Ascidiacea; Stolidobranchia; Styelidae. The record is from RefSeq and is a predicted model, not a curated record. Gene Ontology annotation, molecular function: protein binding.
UUACAUAUCAGCAUAUGGUAACUUAUGGAAUUCUAGUAUAUCCUGAUAUCAUUUUUAAUCUAAUAUUAAAGCAUAAUGAUAUUUUAAUAACCAAUACUGCAAUAGUCAAUUGACUCGGAAUUAACUUUAUUGGAAUAAAACAUGUCUGGCCGAGUAAUGAGAAAAUUUCGUCAUGCUGGUAAGAAAGCUGUUAAGUUCAAGUUCUCAGCUACUAUUGAAAGACUUAUUGUAGAAGGAACGAGAUCAUGGCAACCAUACAAGUUAGCAGUAGCCUGGACCAGACGAAAACGAAGAAAAGAAACUUCGUCUCAGAGUUGGAAACCAGGAGUGGAAAAUCCAUACAAGGGAGCUGUGGAAUGGUCAAAACUCAAUCCUGAAGUACUUGAAAUUGAAGUAACAUUAUUUAAAGACGCUCGCAGAGGACAGUACGAACCGAAAGAUUGGGUUUUUAUACUUGAAAACGAAACUCAGAAUGGCAGACGUAAAGCAAUUGCAACUGCCCGUAUUGAUAUGACGGAUCAUGUCACAGAAGUAUCAGGCUCAAGGCCUCUUAACAUCAGAUUCAAACCGAUGACAAGCAAAUUGUCUUCUGCUAAUCUAUCGAUUCUGAUUAAUUGCGAGUUUUUGAAAGAAGGGGCAGCAACCGAUUCUGAUAUGAUGUCUGUGGCUGGCAGUACAACAAGUGAAGAUACAAUUAGACUCGGGGCUGUUGAUAUUGGUGAUAUGACAGAAUUUGAUGAUAUGGAUCUAGAUUCAGCAUCCAAAAGAUCAGGUUCAUUAAACAGUAGAGGAAGUUCAAUUAAAAAUCAACUUCAUGAUCUUACACAACAGAUUGAAAUGUUCAGUAAAAAUGCUAUAGGAGACGAUUCAAAUGAAGAAGUCAAAUUAAGUAACUCACUUCAUCCGAAUGUUAAUGUGAUAGCCAAUUCUCGAACAUCAAGCAGACAACCAAGUAUCAGUGGAAGUAUUGCUGAUAAAGUUUCUCUGGCAAGUUCAAAGUCAAAUGAAGCUGGAGAUGAGAAGAAGUCAGCUGUAUCAACGAAACAGAAUGAUUCAAAUACUGACAACAGUAAGAACCACAGUGCUGCAUCUGAUUCUGAAAAUUCUGAGCCAUCACCUGUACAGAAAAGAAGAUUGAGACCUUCCAUAGAUGUUGGCUUAGUUCCAUCUCAGCAAUUGAAUAACAUUGCCUCAGUUCAGUCCCCAGCAGUUACUUAUGGUUCUCCAGUAUCAGAGUUGAACAAACCAUUAUUACAAUGGUGUCAAAGUGUUACUGAAGGAUACAGAGGUGUGAAAGUGACAAACUUUACAACAUCAUGGAGAAAUGGACUUGCCUUUUGUGCUGUGCUACAUAAAUUAAAACCAGAGCUUAUUGUAUACACCGAUCUCAAACCUCUUGAUGGACGGGAAAAUCUGAAGCAGGCUUUUAAAGGUUUUCAAGAACUAGGUUUUAAUACGUUGGAAAUAUCAAAAGGAAUGAGAACAAAUUCUGGUGGAAUCGCAACAAAGGCAAUGAUCAGUCAAUUUUUAACUGAAGUCAAAAAUUAUUUUGACAAGAAUAAUCUUGGCGACACAAUCGAGUCAUUGAAGAAUGAAAUUGCAUCAGAAAGGAAAGAAGACAAGAAUGUCCGGCCGAGUUUUUCAGAUUUCAUGAGAGAAAAACUUCUCUCCGAUCUGGAAGAGAGAGAUGGUGAAGAUGAUGUCUUCUCUUGUGAACUAGACAAUGUUCUUGAAAAAGAAAGAGGACCUGAUGUAAUGCAUUUAUCUAUCUGUGAAGAUGCAGAUGGUUCCUUCCUUGGAAUGAGUCAAUUUACAGAACGAGAUUCAAGACUAUCUCCAAUUACCGAAAAUCCCGCAUCUGCACAAUCUUUUGCAAAUGUCAGUGAGACUGAAACAGUUGAAACAGAAAAAGAAGAAAUAUUUGAAAAUGAAUUUACAGCGGAAAUUGAAGAACAAACCCAUGAACAAUUGCACGAGGAAUCUGAAGUCGAUGGUCAAAUUGCUCAGAGAUAUAAUGUAGAACCUCUAAAAUCAUUUGAUGAUGAAAUCACUUUUGACUCCUCGGAUUUUGAUGGCAUGAUUAAUUCACUUGAAAAACAAAUUUCGGAGUUCAAAGACGAGUCUGAGCCAGUUGCAGAAACAUAUCAAGAUGAACAUUCUGCAAUUUUAAAAAGUGUUGAAGAUCUUAGAUCUGUUUCCAAUACAGAAAUAAAAUCUUCUCCAAAAGAAGAACACUUUACUGCCUCCAUUGUUUCCACUACUUCUAAAACUACAGAAUCCAUUACUUCACCUGUGGAUUCACCUUUUAAAUCGGUGCAAUCAAUUACAACCACUACCAGUAUUAUUGAAGUGUGCAGUUCGAAUGAAGCUUUGAAUAAAGAGGUUAUGGAUCCAAAACGAGCUAAGGCACUUGCUUUGAUUGAACAGUUCAAAGCUGAAUCGCUAGAUAAAAAGAACGAGGAUUGGAAAACAAUGAGUUUAAGUCGAGAUGUGGAUGGGAAGAGAAAAGCGCAAGUAAAAGAAAGAGCAAGGAAAUUGAUCGAACAAACAAGAGUUACUCUUGAUAUAGCUCCUUCUAGAUUCACACAAAGUGUAGAAAAUUUAGAUGAAGGCUCAUGCAAAAGUGAUUUUUCAUUUAAAGAAGUUCCCAUAUGUACAAAUGAUGAUGCAGCAUAUUUUUCGCCAAAGGAAUCAAGUGUCACUUCAAAUCAACAUAAUUUUAAUAUUGAAGCUACAGUGACUGACGAUACCACGUCAUCAGUUCAGAAUGUUACGGACUCUCAUAAAAGCCCUGAUACAUAUUCUCGCAAAGAGGAAACAGACAAUUUUUUCAGUUUUAAUGAAUCUCAAAACGGUAAAGAAAUAUCAUCUAAUAUUGUUCCGUUUUUAACAAAGGAGAUCGAAACCUCUCCUUCACAUACAAUAUUACAAAAUUCAGAUUCAGCUUCUGUUGAAAACAUAACGAAUAUAACUACCAUCAGUUAUACAAGAGAAAUUUCAACGACCUCUCAAUCAGUUAGCACAAUCAAUGAAUCCAAGAUUUCUGAACAUUUUCAUGAGGAGAUAAAAGUAGAAAGUGCAAUACCACAUGUCAGUUUAGUCCCUUUAUCUCCCGCAAAAGUUCCUAGUUUUUCAAAUUUUCCAAUCUUCACAAAUUCUUCAGACGAACAUGUAAAACACGAAAAGGAUAACAAUGUGAAACCUGAAGAACCACUUGUUUUUAAUCCAAAUGAAACAUUGCCAAAAUCAUCUGACUAUAAUGGCAAUGCUGUAAAAUCCACCAACAGUAUUAAUAAUGAAAUCCAUGACUCUAGAUAUUUAGUGUUCGAUUCAACGAAAAAUCUGGCCGCAGAGCAGAUUGAAGAAAACUGUAUAGAAAAAAUAGAACAAAAAGGUGAUUAUAGCGAGUUUUCAAAUAUUGAAAAUUCGCACGAUGCCAAAUCUAAUUCUACAGAAGAUUGUCAUGAAGAUAUUACAACAGAGGCCAUUAACUUUUCUGCUUCAAAUACAGUUGAAAUAUCGUUAAAUGAUGUUGUGAACAAUACUCCUGUUGUAGAAGUUAAAAAUGGUGAACUUGAAAGUCAGUCUUCAACGGAAAAUGUUAAUCCUGGUAAUAAAGAGUCUCCUGGUGUAAGAUCUGUUGUGGAAAACAGUUUUCCUGUUUUGGACGAAAAAUCUGAGAUUAUUACUACUCCGUCAACACCAGAAACUAAAGUUGAGGACAAGACGCAAUCUGUUUCUACACCUCCUCGUAACGACAUGAAAGACAUUGACAACAGGCAAGGACCGACAACAUCUACUCCAAUGCCUGAACAGCCUGCCGUAAAAUAUCGAAAUCCCAGGCACGAUCCUAAGUUAAACGGAACUUCGUCUGUGCAAUCAGCAUCUCCGAUUCGGAUCAACGUCGCUAAACCUGUUAAAAUGACACAGUUGGAGAGCUUUAGUCCUAUUAUAGCUUCAACGAAAGGUCAGCUUGAUAGCGAAUCAUCACCUCAUCGUUCGAGGCCUUCAUCAAUCAAAUUAAUGAGGAGAAAAUCAUCAGCUUCUUCUAUUAGAAAAAGUGUUGCGGCCACCAACAAUACAAGUGAAAUUGAUCGAGAGAGAAUGACUUUAGAAGAAGAAAUGAGAGUAGUGGGAGAGAGAAUGGCUGAAGUUCAGGAAGAAUUACAGGAACUGAAGACUGCGUCCCGUCGAAACAAGAACCAGGAAAAAGAAGAAAUAUUGAUGCAAGAAUGGUUUCAACUUAUACAGAAGAAGAAUGCGAUUGUUCGAGAACAAGACCAACUUGUUUUAUUGGAACAAGAGCAUGAUCUCGGAUCGCAAAUGAACGAAAUUAAUGAACAAUUACGACCGUAUAUGGCUAUCGAAGAAUCACAGAAAACCGAAGCACAAAAAGAAGCAGAAAAAGCAUUGUUGGAUCAAUUAGUCUGCCUUGUCAAUGAAAGAGAUCGAUUGGUCAGACAAAUUGAUGAGAACGAACAAAUGGCGGUAGACGAAGAUAUGCACGUACAGACAAAUCUAGAUCAAAAUAUGUCCAAAGUAUUCGAUCAAGAUCAAGAAAAAUGUUCUGUCAUGUAAUUGAAAAAAAGGUUUCGUUCACCAAAGAAUUGAAUCGGGGAGCAACUUGUAAUUGUGAUGUUUGUACGAUUUACGCACAAAAAAUGAUGUUACUCCAUAUCGAUUCUAUUCACUUUCUGGAUCCUGAGUUGUACUAGAACGUCGUCUAAUACAACCCAGGAUUCAGAAAGCGAAUGGAAUCGAUAAACACUUUAGGACUGUAGCAAAUCGUAAAAUUUUUUAUGUUAAAUCGUCUUUUUUUUUUCUUUGACUGCAUUUACAUCUGCAUACGUAAUGUUUUGUGAGUUACAAUUAGAGAACUAACUUUUUACUCUCGUCGCAUAUUUUUUAUUGUUUCAAGAUAUAACGACCGACCCAACAGUGUUAUGUAGUGUACACGUUGUCGAAUUGAGAUUUUAGCUGAUUUUCUCCUUUUGCUGCUUUAUAAAUGAAUUAAGUCCUCAAAUAUAAUACUCAAGGUGUCGGCGAUCUAUCUCAGUCCUCUUGCGGUAAUAUUUUGCCACUGAGCCAUUGAAAGUUGACGAAAAGUGAAAAAGCAGAAAAGGCUGUCGUUAGUUUUGGUUCCCCGAUGUAUGAAAAUUGUAUUAUUCGUUUUUAUAAACAAUUGUCGUGACAAGUAAGAGCUUAUGUGAUGCCGUGUUUGAUUAUAUACUCUGCUGACAAUGCUUAACCUUGCCAUACAUACCCCGAGGUUCAUGCUAUAUUAAUUUGUAUAUUUAAGUUUACUAAAAUUUGAUAAAGUAAUUUGAAUUUUCUUAGGAUUUCAGAAUAAUUGUCUGCUGAAUCCAAAUUACGUCCGUUGUUGCAUUUUAAUAAAUAUCAACACAUGACUGAUUACUGAGAUGAUUUAUUCAAUCAGAAUGUAUACAUUAUAUAAUUUCAUUAUUUUCUGAUAUUGCUCGAGAAACGGCAGUUUUAUUGACAAAUUGUAUAUUAUAACUUGAUCAUUAAUUUCGUGAUAUAGUGUCAGUUGUUUCGAAUUUCUUCAAAUUUUCGUAAAUUUCAUUGAAAGACGAAAGUAAACGCGUUUAGUAUUGAACGAUCAUAUUUAACUUUUUAUGCAAAUUAUGUUUCGUUGUAUUAUAUGUGUCAGUACUGCCCAAAAUGACGUUCUAUGUUUGAAGCAUGCGCUAAUAGAAGCAGUCAGUCAACUUGAUCGUUUCGUAUUUUUAUUAUGAUAUUAUGUCAACUGUUUUGUGCGCGUUUCCGAUCAUUUAGGCCAGUUCUGACUGAGUCAAAAUAUUUUCGGAACGAUGUGUACUUGAUUUCAUAUGUCCUUCGCCAUGGGUGGGACUCGAACCCAGAAUCUGUAACCCCUGAUUCAACCAUUUCGUGUCAAUUUCGAAGCAGUUUUUUUGAACUGUAAUAACUGGUAGUAUGAUAAUAUUUCUCAUCUUCUAUAUUUGAAGGACUGUUUAUUUUACGAGUUUCGUUCCAAUAUUGCCUUUGCUUUAUGUGUAUUAUUAUUUCAUGCAGUUCUACCAUAAAAGUCGAAAAGUGUCACAUUAUUUCCUACUUCGAAUAAAUAGUGCAGUUUUAGCUUCCAAUCCAUGUGCCUCUGCCGUUCGUUCGGAAUCAUAAUAAAUGUAAUUAUUGUUACCUUUUUUCUUUAUUCUUUAUCUUUUUUUCUUGUGAUAUUAAAAGCAUCUUUAUGUUCUAACCAAGAUAUGUCAUGCAUCUACGUUGUUAUUAUUAUUAUUUCAUUCUCACAAUUGCGAUAAUUAUAAUGAAUAAAAUAAAUAAAUAUAAA